AUGGCUCAAUCACAACCGUCGAAUAUUGGCUUUGGCUUCACUGAGAAAGAUUACCCGCGACCAUUUGAUAAAUCAUCAGAGAUGACUCAAACAAAAUCGACAAUGAUCCAGAAUAUGACAUAUAAUACUGAGUCGCUUAUACAUCCUACAAAUAAUCUUCAAAGUCCAACAUUUGCUGAAGAGCAAGUAUUGUUCAGUAAGGAGGAGUCCACGGCAAAAGAACAAGCUAGGGAUCUGAAGGUCAAGAUGAUAGUCCGUGUGGCAAAAUUUGUGAUCCGAGGAGUCAGCUUCAGCUGUAGUCUUGUAGUUCUUACCAUGGUUUCUUUAGCAAUCUCAGUCUUUAACGUCACCAAACAUCUUCCGCCUCGGAAUCAUCUUCCUCCCUGGGCUACCGGUACUAAGACCUGGCCACAAGUUCUUGUGCUAGCCAUCUCUUGUACAUCGCUCUCUUUUUGUAUUAUUAUAUUCUGGAGCUAUUAUCGUGGAGGGCAUAGAAGAGCCGAAAAAGUUGCUGUUUACUAUACCCUCUUUGCCAUUGCGUUCUUUAUCUUAAAUACAGUCAUGUGGGCUGUUGCGGCUGGUAUCCUUCAGAGCUCUAGAAGCAGUGGUCAAAAUAAAGAUCUAUGGGGCUGGUCAUGUGUAGAUAAUAAAAGAAGGCGUUUAUUCUCAGAGAAAGUCGACUACGUCCUUAUAUGCAAGAUGCAGAAUUGGGUUAUGGUCUGUUGCAUCAUUGAGAUAGUUCUUGAAAGCAUAACUAUUCUCCUCUACACAGUUAUAUUUUAUCGUUACUAUACGAAACAGCGUCUCCGAAAAUCUAUGGAUGUUCGCGACCGCGCUCGUGCCGAUUUAGUACUAGCGCAAACUCGAUGUCAAUCGAAUUCUAAUCCUUCUAGUCUUAAACCGCCCUUACAGUAUCAAGAUCCUAAUACGCCUCGUUCACCACUUCCGUUACUUCAGACUCAGUUUAUGACCAAGGAGGGCGUCUUCUCUAAUGAUACUCGUUUUGUAGAGGUUUCACCGCACUCGCCUAUCCCCGCGAAGCCUUUUUAUCUACAACCCGUCCCUAACAAGGGUCUUUCAACCACACAGAUGUGCUCACAGCCUAAUAUCGAGCCUACAGUACUUUCCCCCUAUCGUCAAACAGGUCUACCUAAUGAACAGAAGUAUAGUUCUGUCUCCAUUCCUUGUGCCUAUACAAUGCCUCAUGCAUUUCAGUCUCUUCCGUAG
This is a messenger RNA of Blumeria graminis f. sp. triticale, 1227 nucleotides long. NCBI's taxonomy places the organism in Eukaryota, Fungi, Ascomycota, Leotiomycetes, Helotiales, Erysiphaceae. The record is from the annotation of a GenBank genome assembly.